AUGGAAUCUAUGAAGGAGUUCGCCCUCCGCCGUUUUCCGAAGCUAGGCAGAUGGUUCUGCACCGAGGCCGACGCCGGCGCCGAUCAGGCCGUUCCCAGCGAUGGCCUGCAGGCCUUCUCCCUCGGCCUGAAUAAGCGCCUCGCGCACGACGCCGGCAGGAGGAGCAACCUGGUCUUCUCGCCGCUGUCCGUCUACGCCGGGCUCUCGCUGGUAGCCGCGGGCGCCCGCGACCGCACCCUCGACGAGCUGCUCGUUGUCCUCGGCGCGCCGUCGCGGGACUUCCUCGCCGGCGACGUCCGUGCGCUGGCCGAGCAGGCCCUCACGGACCAGUCCAAGACCGGCGGCCCGCGCAUCAGCUUCGCGUGCGGCGUGUGGCAUGACCGGACCAUGCCCAUCCGCCCCGCCUACCGCGAUGCCGCCGAAUCCUUCAAGGCCGUCGCCCGCGCCGUCAACUUCCGCCAAAAGCCGGAGGAGGCUACGGAGGAGAUCAACGCAUGGGUGUCGGCGUCGACGGACGGCCUCAUCCCCUCCAUCCUUAGCCGGGGCGCGCUGUCAGACCUCACCGACCUGGUGCUCGCCAACGCCAUCUACUUUAAGGGCAAGUGGGCGAAGCCAUUCGCCGGGUAUCUCACCCAGCACGACAAGUUCCACCGCCUUGACGGCACCGCCGUCGAUGCCCCCUUCAUGCGCGGUCUCGGCAGCCACAACAUCGCCUGCCACGAUGGCUUCAAGGUGCUGCAGCUCCGCUACGAGGAAGGGCACGGCCCCUUGCUGCCCCAGCCACCAGCUCUAGCUCCCACGCCUGUGCCGAUCUACUCGAUGUGCGUCUUCCUCCCCGAUGCGCGCCGCGGGCUGUGGCGGCUCACCGACAAGAUCGCGUGCAACCCCGACUUUCUGCGCAAGCACUUGCCGAGGAACAGUGUCCUGGUCGGCGACUUCCGGCUACCUAAAUUCAAGGUAACCUUCGGCAUGACGAUGAACGACGUACUCCAGGAAAUGGGGGUCAAGGAGGCGUUCGAGCUGGGGAAGGCCGACCUGUCCAACAUGGUGGAGAACGGCGGAAGGAGGAAGAUGGCGCUGGAAAAGGUGAUCCACAUGGCCGUCAUCGAGGUGAACGAGGAAGGCACAGAGGCGGCGGCCGCCACUUACAUGACGCGCCUUGGAUGCACACCGGACUCGCGGCCGCCUGCACCGUGUGUGGACUUCGUGGCUGACCAUCCAUUUGCCUUCUUCAUCGUCGAGGAGGUGUCAGGCGCGAUUCUGUUCGCGGGGCAUGUCCUUGAUCCCACCAUCAAGUGA
Molecule: messenger RNA, 1299 nt
Organism: Aegilops tauschii subsp. strangulata
Lineage: Eukaryota; Viridiplantae; Streptophyta; Magnoliopsida; Poales; Poaceae
Product: putative serpin-Z5
Molecular function (GO): serine-type endopeptidase inhibitor activity
Source: RefSeq, a predicted model, not a curated record